Dendronephthya gigantea is the source of this 1419-nucleotide messenger RNA. RefSeq names its product kelch domain-containing protein 8B-like. Gene Ontology annotation, molecular function: protein binding. The transcript has a single exon. Lineage: Eukaryota; Metazoa; Cnidaria; Anthozoa; Malacalcyonacea; Nephtheidae. Bases 90 to 1226 code for a protein of 378 amino acids. The record is from RefSeq and is a predicted model, not a curated record.
GUGGUUUAAUUGUCAACAAGCGUGAUCUUAUUCACCAUGAAAGUGAAGUCUGUGAAUUCCGAAAGUUGAAGUGUCACUCGUGCGGAGAAAUGACGAAAACUUUGGCAGAUAUGGAGGAAAGAAUGGCGAAUAUCGAGAAGAAUAUCGAGAAGAAUAAUACAACAGUUGAAACUAAAAUAACAAAUUUAGAAAGAAAAAUAGACAAAAACACGGCAGAAACGGAAGGAAAACUCGAAGCGGUUAACAACAAUGUCGACGGAUUGAAAACAGCUCUGAUCCAAGCUUUUAAUGAAAUGAAGGACGUUCUCAUCACGAAAGAGGGUAAGAAGGAAGAAAACUCACGAAAAAUAAUAAAUAAACCAAGUGGUGAUAAGGAAAAUAUAAUUGUUGCUGGAGGUUCAAGAACUAACUCUGUAGAGAUGUUUAAUUGGCGUCAAAGAACAUGGUCGCCAUUACAACCAAUGCCAAAGAAUCGGUGGGCAGCGACUUCGUUUAUUUAUAAGAAUCAUAUGACUAUAGCUGGGGGUUGCUGUGAUCAGAAUGAAAUUGUUCUUAAUUCGAUUGGAAUGAAUAUUGACCCAAACCCUGAUCUUUUAACACACUGGAGUUAUUGUCCUUUCACAGUACCUAAGUUGUGGUACAAAAACAGUGUGCUGUAUAUUGAUCAGUUAAUGGUUUUAGGUGCUAGUGACUUGAUCAUCAGAGCAGUCCAGCUCGUUCCUCCCUAUACUGUGAAGACCUUAUCAAGAAUACCAGAACCAAGAUACAAUCACAGCAUGAAAAUAUUUGAUGAUAAUUUGUUGAUAGUUGGUGGAAGUUUACCUGGCGGAUGCAAAGACAACCUCAGCAUUGUCGUGCUGUACGAUAUAAAGAAGAAUGAGCUGAAGCAGUUGUCACCACUGCCGUAUAAAGUGAGUGAUAUGGCAACUGUGAGAUGGGGAGACAACAUCGUUGUUAUUGGUGGCGUUGACAAACAUGGCAAUGAAUUAGAUACAGUUAUCAUUUACAAUGUCGAGACAGAACAAAGUCACAUGCUGCCAUCAAUGAGAUGUAAGAGGAGGGGAUGUACUGCAGUUGUUAUUGAAAACAACAUUGUAGUCCUGGGAGGGUUGGGUGAACAAGGUGACCUGAAGUCAGUUGAAGGUUUCAACUUUGAAAGGUAUUCUUGGGAAGAACUUCCAGAAAUGUCUGAAGCAAGAUGCUGGCACACUGCUGUUGUUGUGUGAACGAUAUAAGAAUGUUGAACUCAUCAAUUAUUUGGUUUGUUCAUUGACAAUAAUCAUAUCACGAAGCAAUAGACUACAGGACUAAUAAUACCUGAUAAAUUGCAUUAAAAUAGACUAGAAUAUACCUUGAAAAAUACCAAUGAUUGAAAGUCAUGUACGAAUGAUUAAAAAGAAAUAAAUUGCCAGCGAAUAA